Biomphalaria glabrata is the source of this 5496-nucleotide messenger RNA. RefSeq names its product F-box only protein 16-like. The coding region runs from base 177 to 1220 and encodes 347 amino acids. NCBI's taxonomy places the organism in Eukaryota, Metazoa, Mollusca, Gastropoda, Planorbidae. The record is from RefSeq and is a predicted model, not a curated record. Gene Ontology annotation, molecular function: protein binding. The transcript is spliced from 8 exons.
AUAUUUAUUUUGUCCUCAGCAACCUGAGUGUAUCAAGAUGGCGACCUAAACAGCUCUAGACAUGACCUGAGAGUUUAUUUGACAUCUGUUCGAUAGUUAGAUUCUAGAUUGCCUCUAGAGUUUCUACGGUUUUUAUCUAGAAUAAAUAGAUCUAGAAUAAUUCUAGAUCUGUAAGAAUGUCAAUGAUAGCUAAAAAUAGAAUACAUAGCACAUGGACUCCUCUGAGCAAUGAAGAGACAAAUAAUAAGAUAUUUGAAGAAAGAAAAAACCUUGUUGGAAAAUGGUUUGAAAAGUGGAAUGAUGUUCAGAGGAGGAGACUCUUUGAAGAACUUGUCAGCGUUAGUAAACCAAAGCAGUUAGAGUAUGCCAGAGAACUUAUCGACAACAGGGUGCCUUGCAAAAAAGAUGACUUCACCAGAUCACUGCCUCGAGUCAUCACAUUAUAUAUUUUUUCCUUUCUUGAUGCCCGAAGCCUGUGCCAGUGUGCCCAGGUGUGCUGGUACUGGAGAUAUUUAAGUGAACUGGAUCAGCUUUGGAUGUCUAAGUGUUUACAUUUUGGUUGGUACUUAUCCUUUGUUCCAAGCCCAUAUGAAAAUGGAGUCUGGAAGAGAAAUUUUAUUGAGCAGUUUAAAAUUGUUCGUGCUCUUAUUCCUAAAAGCCCACCGUUAAGCAGUAUGAGUAAACUAAAGCUUGAUGACAAACGUAGUGACAAGUCCAGUAAGGCUGGUAAAAAGACCCCGGGAGCAACACCAUGGAGAGGUUCAGACCCAGUGCCCAAAGAUACUUGGAGGUUUAACUACCUAAACAAUGAUGAGGUUUUAGAUCAAGUGACUAAGUUUCGCCAGAGGAAAGCCUAUGGCAGUGCUACAGAUGAAAUAGUGAAGAAUGCCAAAAGCAAAGUGAAGACAGGCAGCAAUACAUUGAACACAUUAAGUAGAUCCCAGAGCUUAACACGCAUCAGUAGUGGAGGUGAUACAGAGAGACCUAAGUGGGCCAGGCAAGGCACCCAGUCUGCUACAAGCUUUCUACACAAAAACAAAAUGAAAGAGAACGGAGUCUUGGCCAAAAUUACCAGGCCCGGUCCAGUCAGCCCACCUCCAAGGCAAGUUGUAUCAAGGCCUGUGACUUCAAGAACUCCAAGAGACCCACCAAGCACUGAUUUGUUUCCAGAAACUCCAUGGAAAGUUCCAGAUAAAAUAGACUCAGAUGAAGAUCACUGACCUUCAGAGAAUUUGUUCAUUCCAUAAUAAUUUAAGGGAAUUUUGUUUAGGCUACCCUAUGUAAAUAAUUUGUAUGUAUUACUAUGAAAAUAAGUUCUUUAAGAACUAAUCUGUAGUCAUGUAAAUUGUCAACAGGGUUUUAUGUUUCAAAUACUAUAGAUGUAAAUGUUAUCAUGUUCAUGUCAAGUAUUUCAAAGCCUUUCUGUAUUGUCUCCAAAUUCUUAACUGGAAAUACGCAUACUCAAUGCAUUCUUGGUUUUGAUAUUUGCUUUUUAUGCAGUGGGUUGGGAAGGAGAUAUCAAAGUAAAGUUUCAUGUUCUUCUCUCACAUAUGUUAUGGAAAAUAUUCCAUUUGUUAAUAAGCAUUCAAAAACCAGAAAAAUGACUUGUUUUAUUCAGUCAUAAACGUAAAUAUAAAUGGAUAGUUAAGUGCGGAAACAAUGGCAAAUGCAUACAUAUGACAUAUAUAUAGGCAGCACUAGGGACCAAAUUGAUAAUGAGAGAAGAUAGUGAAUUAAAUAUAAUGAAAAUAAGGUACUUCCUCGACCACUGCACGAACCAGUGAUCCCCGAUACAGCAACUCCGCCUAGCAGUAAUGCAGUACUAAGCAAGCUAACCUUUAGACCAUAGAGAUGUCCUAAUAAAAAACAUCUAUCUGAUCCAAGGCAUCUUCCAUGCAUGCAAUUACCACCACAGUUGUCUCUGUUUUAGGAUUAUAGUACCAGGGAUUGAUUUCUUUGUUCAUCUUUUUAUUUUUUCACACAUUUUUUUCUUGUUAGUGCAUUUGUAUUUCUGAUAUGGAUGUUUAGUUUUUUCAUUUAUUGAAUGUCACUGAAGAUGUUUCAAGGAGAAAUCACAAUCUUCUUUGUUAUUAUACUCUUCAUCUACACCAAUUCAUUCAGUCAUUCCAAACUUUGUGAUGUCAUUUUAAAAUCUAAUCAUUUGGCUGUGGUGUGCUGUAGGCUGACACACUAAAAAGUUCUUUCUCUGUAUAAAUAUAUCCUACUUUAAUACAUUGUUGCCUUGUUUUUUUAAUUGACAGGAUGCGUCUUACAGGUGGGUUUCUGUAUGUGGGAUACAUGAUCUAUAAUCAACCUAUUAGCUAUUGACAUUAUGAUCCAGUAGUGAUGUUUACCAGUCCUCCUUAGACUAACUUAUGAACAAUUCCAGUAAAUAUUUAUAAUUACUUAAUUUUAUUGUACAAUAUUGUUUUUAUCAUAUAUCAUUUUAUAACAUUUAUUUUGAACCGUCCUAAUACAUUUAUUUUGCAGGAAGUUGUUCUUUUUUUUAUUGCCUGCACUCAAUAUAAACAUAUCAAAUAUGUAUAACAAUGCAGAAGUAUUUUUAUCUGAAUACAAUUUUUUGUUAUCAUCAAAGAAGUUUUAUUUACAUUUUUUUUUCUUAAAUAACUAAUGAACAACUAAACAAUGAAUAUUUCCAUUUCAAUGUAAUAUGUCUAGCAGAUGAAAAAAAAAGUGAAAAAUGGAAUUAAUGAAAUUCAUUGAAAAUGUCAAAAUUUUGCUAACAAAAAUACAUUUAUUAUAGAUUGUAAUUUAUGUAUACAAUGCAAAUAGUAAAGAAUAUAUGUGAGUGAAAUAAAUGUCAUACUGGAAAUAUUAUUUAUUUAAUAAUGAAACAUUUUCAUACAAAGAACAAAUAUAUAUAUAUUUAUAAUAAAUAUUUUGGUAAAAUUUUGACUGAGACAAGUUCUUGCUAUCAGUUGUGAAAUUUGCAAAAACAUUAACUAAGAUAAUUGUAAGAUAUUGAGAUAUUGUAUAACUGAUCCAACCACCUACACAAAUAUAAAUAAAUCCUUGCAUUUGUGCUCAACAAUCUAAUGACUAUGACCAUUUCAUACAUAACCUAUACAAGAGUUAUAUACAAAUGUUUACAAUAAUGGCAACACAUAGAGUGUGAAAAAGUGUCUUAGUUUCUAUUUAAGGAAUGUGGACACUUUUCACUGAAUGAUAGUCUGUGCUGAACACACUAGGUGAUGACUAGUUAAAUGACUUUUUUUGAUAAGGCAUUAUUUUUGUUUCAAAUACCAUCAUCACCUCCCAUAUACACAAGGAAGUAUAUAAAUUAAAUUGAAGCCAAUCAAAAAUAGAAAGGAAAAGAGGAGCCAAGAUUUGGAUGCAGAUGCCAAGCAGAAGAGAAAGACCUUGGAACAGUUGGAGAGACUAGCCCAGAACCGAGAUACCUGGAGGAUGCCCUAGGCCUCAGAUGGGUCCACAGCUCAAGAUGAGAUGGUGAGGUGAAUCAAAAAUCUAACCAGAUACAAAUCUUGGUCUUGGAAUUGUCUUUUAAAAUUCACUGAAGUUGGAAGGAAGGUAGAAGACAGCCAUACUACAAGGAAGGGAACAAAUCUGCAACAUAUUUGUGAAGCAAUAUUUUCAGAAGAAGCUUGCAUUUCUCCUAUUGGUUUUAAAUUUAGGUAAAUAAUACUGAAUUAGGAUAUAAAUAAGAUAAAAUAAUAAAUUAUGCUAGCAAUCUUAUCUUAUAAAUUAGAGACAUUCCUUUAAACAAAAUAAUUAUCAAUACUGGUUUGUAAAAUGAACAGAUAAAAAAAAUAUUUAUAGUUCAUAAAAUUUAUUUUUCAAACAUUAAGCAGAGUAUAAAUGUGAAGUGUCUACUUUCUCUCCAUUUUAAAUCAAAAUAACUUAAUAAUAAGAACACAUAUUUUGAUAAACUUCCUUAAGUAGUUACUUAGUAAUGAUGAAUUUGAAAGAAUUUAAGAGUUCUUUACAAAAAAAACAAACAACAGAAAUUUUAACAUUAAAUAACAACUUAAACAUUUUACAAAAGAAUACCUGGAAUUUUUGUAUACCUUUAUAUUCUGAAAUUUAUUGUAUAAACAUUUACAAUACCAAAAUUGACAAGGAAAUUUAUAAGAGUACUAUUUAUCAAUUUUGUAUAGGGGAUUUUCACACUGAAAGUUACUAACCCUUAACUGAUUUGUAAGAUCUAGUUUAUGUUAUUUAAGUCAUACAAUUAUGAAAGAGAAACAAAGAAGAGAAAGCAAUAUGAAAAAGUUGGAACCUACAGAAAAAUACAAGAACAUUAAAAGAGGAAGAUUGGGUGAGAUUUUGAAAUAAAAGGCAAACUAAACAAUGUCAAGGACACCAGAUUGAAAGCGCAUUGCUUUCAACUAAAUAAAAAUGUUUUGCUUUCAACUAAAUAAAAAUGUUUUGCGCAACAAAAGAUUGAGCUUAGAAAUUUGAUUCUACAGUGUUGACAGUGCACACAAUUUAUUUUAGGAUUUAUUAAAACACUUAGUUUACCAAUACUUCUGUGUUCCAGACACAACAAAAAGCUUCCAGGUUAAUAGAUUCACCUCUAUUUAUGACAAUUUCCAAUUUCUUUUAAAGCAAGAAAUUAAUAAAAUCAUGAGACAUAUUUCAUAUAUUUUCAUCAAAGUCAAUAAAUAAUUAGUUCAAAUUAUUCUAAGUUUAAAUAUUGACAGUUAAGAAACUUUUUCCAUCUAAAGUAUUAAGGAGCCUUAAUUUUGGAAAAGUCGGUUUAAUGUUGGUGCUCACUCGUAACCCUGAUUAUCACAAUAUUUAGUGAUAUAUUAAGAUAAAUUCACUUGACUUUCAACUUCUGCCACACGUGUCAUCCUUCAUUCCUAUUUGCUGCUUAUGUACUCGUUUGGUGGCCACCUUCAAAGGUCUCCAUAAACUUAUCUGCUUGGACAAAGCGGACUAUCUCUUGCAUAGCAUUUACUGGCAACAUACUUUAAAGAGAAAAAACAUAAAACAUAAAUUAAUAAGUGACAAAACAAUCUUCACACUUGUAAAUCACAAAACAAUCACACAGUAAUAGGGGCAUCAGGAUUAAAACCUAAAAAUUUUGUUUAAAGCAAAUAAUCUUUCAUUCCGAGAUGCGGUGGCUAAAUGGUAAAGCGCUUGGCUUCUGAACCGGGGUCUGGGGUUCGAAUCCUGGUGAAGACUGGGAUUUAUUUCGGGAUCUUUGGGUGCCUCUGAGUCCAUCCAGCUCUAAUGGGUACUGUCAUGGAGAGGUAUGGCGAGAAUGUUACUUUAAUAUUUUAGUAUGAUUGUUAUAUAAACUUGUUGUGAAUGCGAAGUGUUGCACUUGUUAUGGACUGAAUGAUUUAGGCUUCGUUGAAAGUGCGAGAGAGUGUGUUAAGUCAGUAAGGUCUUGCUCCCGGUCCAGGAAGGUUGGAUGGUCGCUUCCUGGACUGGUGUUUGUUUAUUAAUAUUUAUUGUGCAUUAUUUGAGCUAUAUUGGAUAUUAAAAUAUCAUUGUUAUAUUCUAUGA